Messenger RNA from Mycena citricolor, 470 nucleotides. NCBI's taxonomy places the organism in Eukaryota, Fungi, Basidiomycota, Agaricomycetes, Agaricales, Mycenaceae. The record is from the annotation of a GenBank genome assembly.
CAUCAACUCGGCCAGACGUGGUAUUGGGUGCUGUUCUGCGUCUCUCCAGUCCUGGCGACGGGCCGUGUACCGAAAUUCUCGCUCCUUUUUGUAGACUACGGACUACCGCAGGUCGUCGAAUCAGCCUUGGCCGAUGACCGUACCCCCUCAAUCUCGAUAUCACCAGAGAUGGGAUUACACUCAUGACGCUUCUUUACGCUCACCGCUCCUCCUUUGCAUAUGCCACCUCCAACUACCCUAAUGAUCCUAUUACGAACUCUCAUGCGCCGUCAUUUUUGGCUAGCUACUGGCUAGCUAACACAGUGCAUGUGGAAUCCUUUCUGCUCUGAGAGAGCAGUUCAAUGUGUUUCCGUCUGAGAUGGCUUGCUUUUGGGUGCUGUGGACGCAAGCUUUCUCUAUGUCGGUGCUCCCCAUCUGCGCCCGUCUCUCCGUCUCAGACCCUCACAGAUCGCGCAUUCUUCCCUUAUCAU